AUGUCGUUCAAUCUGGUGACUUGCGGCUUUGCUCCUGCCGGAUAUAGACCUGGUGUGACAUUUGUUUCGCCAUUGAUGCACCCUACAACUUUUGUAUUUCCUCCAACUACCUUGUGGUCGACGCGCACUUCUAGAUUCAUAGAGGAUAGAUCCGGUGGCCGAACCACGAGUGUUACACUAGAACUACUGGAAGGCAGCCUAUGUGUCUAUCAUCGAAGGAUGACUGAAGAUGAGUACAAUAUCAUACCUGUCUGCACGUCAGCCAAAAAGUUACCGUGGUCAAAUUUCAUUCAUGUUUUGAAAGUAUUAAUGUUGGCUGAUCGACAGGAACGCCAGUCAAAUAUUGACGAAGCGUUUGCGAUUCUCGACCAACAAACAAAAUUAACAUCUGGUAGCAAUACAAAUAUUCCAGAUGGCCUGAUUUCAUCUGAUGAGUUCCGAGCCUUUUUGUCGAUCAUUUGCCCACAGGCGUACAUUGAUGUCUGCGUCCGUCUCGCUGAUACAAAUCGAAGCGGUCAAAUCGAUCGAUCUGAAUUUACUCGGAUGAUCCGGUCUGGACUGAGCAGAGACAUCGUUUGUGGACUCAUAUAA
Molecule: messenger RNA, 591 nt
Organism: Rotaria socialis
Lineage: Eukaryota; Metazoa; Rotifera; Eurotatoria; Philodinida; Philodinidae
Source: the annotation of a GenBank genome assembly